GACAUCAAGUAUCAACGUGUUACAAUCGAACUUUUUUUUACAUCUGUUACACUUUUAUUAUUAUUCAAUUUCACUAAUAAAAUUCAAUUUACUGAUAUUUUAAUUUUAUUUUCACCAAACAAUUUUUAUCAUGACGGAUACGCGAGAGGAAAAAAACUAUUUGGAAAAACCAUCGCUGCCGACUUAUGGUGGCAGCAUGGAACGUGAUCUUCACCAACGAGAUCGGGUUGGUGUUCAGGAUUUUGUGCUUCUUGAGGAUUUUCAAAAUGAGCAGGCUUUUAUUGAAAAUUUGAGAAAAAGAUUUCGGGAAAAUCUUAUUUAUACAUACAUCGGACAAGUAUUAGUAUCAGUGAACCCAUACAAAUGGCUACCGAUUUACGAUACCAGCACUAUCGAAUAUUAUGAGCGGAGAAAUUUUUUUGAAGCACCACCGCACAUAUUUGCGUUGGCUGAUACGGCUUAUCGCGCUUUGACGAAAGAAAAUCGGGACCAGUGUAUUUUGAUAUCAGGAGAAUCCGGUUCCGGCAAAACAGAAGCGUCUAAAAAGGUGCUGGAGUUUAUUGCCGCAGCAACUGGCCACAAAAAGCAAGUCGAGGCUGUUAAUGUUAAAUUGAUCGGCAGCAAUCCUGUGCUAGAGGCGUUUGGCAAUGCCAAAACCAACAGAAAUGACAAUUCCUCCCGAUUUGGAAAAUAUAUGGACAUACAAUUUGAUUUUCAAGGCGAUCCGGUGGGAGGAAACAUCUUAAACUACCUCCUCGAAAAAUCCCGCGUAAUCCACCAAUCCUCCGGCGAGCGAAACUUCCACAUCUUCUACCAACUGCUCGCAGGCGCCAGCGACUCCACCCUCCACAAACUCUUCCUAAAACGUAACCUGGACACCUAUUACUACCUAAGCAACGGCACAAAAGGCAGCGUGGACACAAUCGACGACGUCGCCCAAUACACCCGCGUAAUAGACGCAAUGAAAACGGUGGAACUAACCCAACAAGAGCAAGACGACAUCUUUUCAAUCGUAGCCUCAGUUUUACAUAUGGGCAACGUUGGCUUCACCGAAGAAGAAAGUCAAGCUAAAAUCCUCAAGCCCGCUUCAGUAGAAGCGAUCGCCUCCCUAGUCGGCUGCGAUGUCCACCAACUCGCCAAAGCAUUCACCCAGCGCACCAUAAACGCCCAAGGGGACGUAGUAAUCUCUCCCCUAAACCGCGAAUUAGCAAUCUACGCCCGGGACGCUCUCGCUAAAGCAGUCUACGACCGUCUGUUCACCUGGCUAGUCGCUCGUCUUAACAAAUCCCUUCAAUUCGAUCCUAAUUCUCCUUCCAGGACCAACGUGAUCGGAAUUCUGGACAUCUACGGCUUUGAAAUCUUCCAAAAAAACAGCUUCGAACAAUUCUGCAUAAAUUACUGCAACGAGAAGCUCCAACAAUUGUUCAUACAAUUAACCUUACGUAGUGAGCAGGAGGAGUAUCAGCGCGAAGGAAUCACCUGGGAGCACAUAGAUUAUUUUAACAACAAAGUAAUCUGCGAUUUAAUUGAAGAAAAGUACAAGGGAAUUAUUUCCCUAAUGGACGAAGAGUGUCUCCGUCCCGGAGAGCCAACGGACCUUAGCUUCUUAGAUAAAUUAAACUCCAAUCUAAGCAAUCAUAAUCAUUACAUCAGCCACCAGAAGGCAGAUAUUCAAACUCAGAAGAUUAUGGGGAGAGAUGAGUUCAGAUUAAUCCACUACGCCGGCAAUGUAACUUACAACGUCCGCGGAUUUUUGGAGAAAAACAAUGAUUUGCUCUUCAGAGACCUUAGAGAGGUCAUGUCGCAUACUAAUAAUUCAAUUACAAGGACUGUUUUUGAUGUUAAAGAUUUGAAGAGUAAAAAAAGACCAGAUACUGCUGUUACUCAAUUCAAAAAUAGUCUGAAUAAUUUAGUGGAUAUUUUGAUGGGAAAAGAGCCGUCUUAUAUUAGAUGUAUUAAACCGAAUGAUUUUAAAAUCUCGGGGCAGUUUAAUGAAAAAAUUGUCUCGCAUCAGGUUAAAUAUUUGGGACUUAUGGAGAAUUUAAGGGUCAGAAGAGCUGGAUUUGCUUAUAGGAGACCUUAUGAGCAGUUUUUGCAGAGGUACAAGUCGCUUUGUGAUAAAACUUGGCCGAGUUUUGGAGGAGGUGCUAAGGAAGGUGUUCAAAUUUUAGUGGACAGUUUGGGAUAUGAAGACAAUGAGUACCAAAUGGGGAAUACUAAAUUGUUCAUUAGAUUCCCGAAGACUUUGUUUGAUACCGAGGAUAAUUUUCAGAGGAAAAAAAAUGACAUUGCGGCGAUUAUUCAGAGCAAGUGGAAGGGAAGAAAGCAGAGGAGGGAAUUUUUGAGGAUGAAAAAAGCUGCAAUUGUUCUCGAGAAGUAUGUUAGAAGGUGGAGGGCUAAAAGAGAGGCUAAAAGAAGACGGGAAGCUGUAGAGACUCUGAGGAGGUUUAUUAAAGGGUUUAUUACCAGGAAUGACCCGCCGAAUGAUGUAAAUGUCGCUUUUAUUGAACUGGCCAAGGCGCAGUGGUUGGUUAGGCUUAGUAAAAGUCUCCCGGAGGGGGUGCUUAAUAAUUACUGGCCGGCUUGUCCUCAUGCUUGUAAGGAAGCUUCGGAGUAUUUGAGGGAAGUGCAUAGAGUGUGGAAGGCCAGGAAGUAUUGCCUGGGGUUGAGCAAGGAGGACAAGGAGCAGUUUGAGAUGAAGGUACUUGCGGAGAAGUUGUUUAUGGAUAAGAAGAAGUCUUAUUUGAAGAGUGUCGGGCCGAGGUUUUUGAACGAGAGGCUUGGGGAGGAGUUCAGGGGGGUUAAGCAGAGUUUUAGGGGGAUUGUGGGGGAGGAGAGGGUUGAGUAUGCUACUCCGGUGGUUAAGUAUGAUCGCCAUGGGUAUAAGCCGAGGGAGAGGAUUUUGGUUCUGACGGAAAAGGCGGUUUAUAUUUUGGAUACUGCCAAGAGUUUUAAGCUUAAACAUAGACUGCCUUAUGAGAAUAUUCUGGAGCUGGUUGUUACUGGGGAGUCUGAUAAUUUGAUGAUUGUUAGGAUUCCGCCGGAACUUAAAAAGGAUAAGGGUGAUUUAAUUCUUGAGGUACCACAUAUUAUUGAGGCUAUCACACGAGCUAUUAGUAUUACCAAUAAUCCAAGGAUACUAAAUAUUGUUAAUAAAGAAACAGUCUCGCAUAAGCUAGUCAGUGGAAAAGAAGGUACAAUAGAAUUCAGAAGAGGAAAUACACCCGCAAUUACUAAAAAUCGACAAAGUGGUCAUUUAUUAGUGGUUGCUUCACCAUAAUUGAUGAAAAAAAACUAUAAACAUCAAGCUGCCUCAUAUAUGUGAUUGAAACAAUAAAUAAUAUAUGCCUUUUUUUAAGUUUUAAUAUUUCUAUCAAUUUAUUACUAUUAUAUUAUUUUUAUUAAUAUCAAAUGAUGAAU
This is a messenger RNA of Cotesia glomerata, 3420 nucleotides long. It is a transcript of the gene Myo61F, whose product is annotated as unconventional myosin IC. Bases 131 to 3280 code for a protein of 1049 amino acids. The record is from RefSeq and is a predicted model, not a curated record. Gene Ontology annotation, biological process: vesicle transport along actin filament; actin filament organization. Lineage: Eukaryota; Metazoa; Arthropoda; Insecta; Hymenoptera; Braconidae. Gene Ontology annotation, cellular component: microvillus; cytoplasm; plasma membrane. The transcript has 8 exons. Gene Ontology annotation, molecular function: microfilament motor activity; ATP binding; actin filament binding.